Molecule: messenger RNA, 1550 nt
Organism: Annulohypoxylon maeteangense
Lineage: Eukaryota; Fungi; Ascomycota; Sordariomycetes; Xylariales; Hypoxylaceae
Product: nineteen complex-related protein 2-domain-containing protein
Exons: 1
Coding region: 173-1513 (446 amino acids)
Biological process (GO): spliceosomal complex disassembly
Cellular component (GO): U2-type post-mRNA release spliceosomal complex
Source: RefSeq, a predicted model, not a curated record
AGAACCUGCGCUACAACCAUCCUUCAAGACAAAUCGCCGACCAUUCAAACACUCAUCUCUGCGAAAGAGUAUCAACGUAGAUAAGACCGAAAAUGAUACCUCUACGGCUAAAAAGACUAAAGACGAGACGGAAGAUGACGAAGAUGGGGGCGCACCUCUACGGAUCCGACCGAUGGGGAGGCCAGGAUCUACAAAGAUAAAAAAGCGAGCAUCGAGUUCCCGCCUCUCUUUUGGUGGUCCCGGACAAGAAGCUUUAACGGACGAGGACUCUAUGGUACUAGGGGAGGAAGUCUCUACGCCAAAACGAUCCUCAACGCUUGCGCAUGCCGCAGUCGAGAAUAGCGCCUACAGGAGGGGAAUAAAGAACCUACCUCUCGGCCGACUACCGAUGCGCUCUACAGACACCGAUGAGGAUCGACCGCGCUAUAGCAAAGAGUACCUAUCCGAACUACAAAUGUCGACCCCAAACACCCCUCAGGAUCUCUCCAAACUCCAGCCCACAUCCGACGACGAGAUGAGCCUCGACCCGUCCGAGCUCGAAGGCGCCCUAAUCGUCGAAACCAUCACAUCCCAACCCGCCCCUUCCAAACCCACAUCCAUCCUAACCGAAGCCGAGAUCCAAGAGAAGAAAUCCCGCCGCGCUCGCUUAGCCAAAGAAGGCCAGAACCGGGACACGGACGAUUUCAUCUCACUCUCAGACGACGACAACGAUAGUCGGGGCCCCGGGGACUCAUACCUAACGCUGCUCUCCCAGCGACAAGACCGCAAGAACAAAGACUACACGCGUCUAAUAGCCGAAGACGAGGACCUAGGCGAAGGCUUCGACGAGUUCGUUGAGGACGGCGGGCUCUCGCUAGGCAAGCGAGCAGAGCGAGAAGCGCGCCGUAAACGGAGAGCGGAGAUGGCGUCGCUGAUCACAGCGGCAGAAGGUGGAUCGGACGACGAAUCCGACGACUCAGAAGCAGAGCGACGGGCCGCGUACGAGGCAGCGCAGACACGCGCAGGAAUGGACGGGCUAGCCGAUGAGCGCGAGCAGCAGCGGCGUAGACUCGGCGCCGCAGCUAUGCGGGCGCAGAGCGCGGCGAUACCGAAGAUUACGCCGUUACCGGAUCUAAGCGUUUUAGUGGAAGAGUUCAAAGCUAAGGUGCGGAGGAAGGAGGAGGAGAUGGAAAGGAUCAGGGUUAGGAUCGAGGAGAUUAAGAGUGAGAGGGACGGGAUUGAGAAAAGGGAGCCGGAGGUACAGAGGUUGCUUAAUGAGGCAGGGGAGCGGUAUCGGGUUUUGAUGGCUGGUGGUAUUGAGACUGAGACUGUCAAUAGCGAUGGCGAGAAUGAGAGUGGUAGCAACGGGAAUGGGAAUAGAGUCGUUGGGGCAAGCGCGGAAGAUAACGUGGCGGCUGCGAGAGCGCUUCUUGACCAAGCUAGAGGUGGGAUUCAUUCGCCUGGGCAGAGGGGAUUAGAAAGUCUAGGAACGACGCCGGUGAGGCAACGAUCGGACAUGGAAAUGGAAAUGUGAUACUACUUGAUAUUGAUACCCCAUACUACAUAUACAG